AUGCAUUGCCGGUCGCCUUCACUUCCCCCACCCUCGCCUUCACUCCCCCACUACCGUCGCCUGCAUUUCCCCCUCCCGUCGCCUUCACUUCUUCCUCCUGUCGCCUUCACUUCCCCACCCCACCCCCCCCCCGUUGCCUUCAUUUCCCCCUUCUGUCGCCUUCACUUCCCCCUCCCGUCGCCUUCAUUUCCCCCUCCCGUCGCCUUCGUUUCCCCCUCCCGUCGCCUUCACUUCUUCCUCCUGUCGCCUCCACUUCCCCACCCCACCCCCCCCCCGUUGCCUUCAUUUCCCCCUUCCGUCGCCUUGACUUCCCCCUCCCGUCGCCUUCAUUUCCCCCUCCCGUCGCCUUCAUUUCCCCCUCCCGACGCCUUCAUUUCCCCCUCCUAUCGCCUUCAUUUCCCCUUCCCGUCGCCUUCAUUUCCCCCUCCUGUCGCCUUCAUUUCCCCCUCCCGUCGCCGUCACUUCCCCCUCCCGCUGCCUUCAUUUCCCCCUCCCGUUGCCUUUAUUUCCCCCUCCCGUCGCCUUCAUUUCCCCCUCCCGCCGCCUUCACUUCCCCUUCCCGUCGCCUUCAUUUCCCCCUCCCGUCGCCUUCAUUUCCCCCUCCCGCCGCCUUCAUUUCCCCCUACCGUCGCCUUCAUUUCCCCUUCCCGUCGCCUUCAUUUCCCCCUCCCAUCCCUCCGCCCUCACAUCCCAUCCCUCCGCCCUCACAUCCCAUCCCUCCGCCCUCACAUCCCAUCCCUCCGCCCUCACAUUCCAUCACUCUGCUCUCGGUGUACGCUGUCUGCAGUGCAUCAUUGUGAUGAUCCCGAUAGUUGA
Molecule: messenger RNA, 816 nt
Organism: Closterium sp. NIES-65
Lineage: Eukaryota; Viridiplantae; Streptophyta; Zygnematophyceae; Desmidiales; Closteriaceae
Source: the annotation of a GenBank genome assembly